Molecule: messenger RNA, 3494 nt
Organism: Bufo gargarizans (Asiatic toad)
Lineage: Eukaryota; Metazoa; Chordata; Amphibia; Anura; Bufonidae
Product: sodium/potassium-transporting ATPase subunit alpha-1
Exons: 23
Coding region: 145-3225 (1026 amino acids)
Biological process (GO): intracellular potassium ion homeostasis; sodium ion export across plasma membrane; potassium ion import across plasma membrane
Cellular component (GO): membrane
Molecular function (GO): ATP hydrolysis activity; P-type sodium:potassium-exchanging transporter activity; ATP binding
Source: RefSeq, a predicted model, not a curated record
CGGGGCCUGUAGCUGUGGUGACCGUGACGUAGUUGGUGACGUCGCUGCGGUGCUGAUUAUAUAGAGCUGGGCAGCGCGUUCUCCUCAGUCAGGCGGAGGUAGAGCGCGGUCCCGGCACUCAACGAGACUCGGUUCACCGUCAGCAUGGGAUACGGGGCUGGACGUGAUAAGUAUGAGCCCGCAGCCACCUCCGAACAUGGCGGCAAGAAGAAGAAGGAGAAGAAAGGCAAGGGCAAGGAGCGGGAUUUGGACGAGCUCAAGAAGGAGGUUUCUAUGGAAGACCAUAAAAUGACCCUGGAGGAGCUGCACCGCAAGUAUGGCACCGAUCUGACCCGGGGCCUCACCACCGACCGGGCAGCUGAAAUUCUGGCUCGAGAUGGUCCAAAUGCCCUGACCCCUCCCCCCACCGUUCCAGAAUGGGUGAAGUUCUGCCGCCAGCUCUUCGGGGGUUUCUCUAUGCUGCUGUGGAUUGGCGCCGUUCUCUGCUUUCUGGCCUAUGGUAUUCGAAAGGCAUCGGACUUGGAGCCAGAUAACGAUAAUCUCUACCUCGGUAUUGUCCUGUCUGCUGUCGUCAUCAUCACCGGCUGCUUCUCCUACUACCAAGAGGCAAAGAGCUCAAGGAUCAUGGAGUCCUUCAAGAACAUGGUGCCCCAGCAAGCCCUGGUCAUCAGGAAUGGUGAGAAGCUCUGUAUCAAUGCAGAAAACGUCGUUCAGGGAGACCUUGCGGAAGUUAAGGGCGGUGACCGGAUCCCAGCCGAUCUGCGGAUCAUCUCUGCCCAUGGCUGUAAGGUGGAUAACUCUUCCCUGACCGGAGAGUCUGAGCCCCAGACCAGAUCUCCUGACUUCACAAACGAGAACCCCCUGGAGACCCGGAACAUUGCCUUCUUCUCCACCAACUGUGUGGAAGGAACUGCUCGCGGUAUUGUCAUCAACACUGGUGACCGCACAGUCAUGGGACGAAUCGCUACCCUGGCGUCUGGUCUGGAGGGCGGCCGUACACCAAUCGCUGUUGAAAUUGGGCACUUCAUCCAUAUCAUCACUGGGGUGGCUGUCUUCCUGGGUAUCUCCUUCUUCAUUCUGUCACUCAUCUUGCAUUAUACCUGGCUUGAGGCUGUCAUCUUUCUCAUCGGUAUCAUUGUCGCCAACGUUCCUGAAGGUCUCCUGGCUACAGUCACUGUGUGCCUUACACUCACUGCUAAGAGGAUGGCUCGUAAAAACUGCCUGGUAAAGAACUUGGAGGCUGUGGAAACCCUCGGAUCUACCUCCACCAUCUGCUCUGACAAGACCGGAACCCUCACUCAGAACCGGAUGACUGUGGCACACAUGUGGUUUGACAAUCAGAUACAUGAAGCAGACACCACAGAGAAUCAGAGCGGUGCCUCCUUUGAUAAGAGCUCCCCCACCUGGACAGCCCUGGCGCGUAUCGCUGGCCUGUGUAACCGUGCAGUGUUCCCAGCCGGUCAGGAGAACACUCCUAUUCUGAAGAGGGAUGUUGUUGGAGAUGCCUCUGAAUCUGCUCUGCUGAAGUGUAUUGAGCUCUGCUGUGGCUCCGUCAAGGACCUGCGAGAGAAAAACCAAAAAGUGGCUGAGAUCCCCUUCAACUCCACCAAUAAGUACCAGCUCUCUGUACACAAGAAUGCCAACCCUUCAGAGUCCCGCUACCUGCUGGUCAUGAAGGGCGCCCCCGAGAGGAUCCUGGACCGCUGCACUAGCAUUCUCCUGCAGGGCAAAGAGCAGCCACUGGAUGAGGAGCUGAAAGAUGCCUUCCAGAACGCUUACCUGGAGCUUGGAGGCCUGGGCGAGAGAGUCCUAGGUUUUUGCCAUUUGACCCUCGAUGAUGAACAGUUCCCUGAUGGCUUCAGUUUUGAUACAGAAGAUGUGAAUUUCCCCACAGAGGGCCUUUGCUUUGUUGGCCUCAUAUCAAUGAUUGAUCCUCCUCGUGCUGCUGUGCCCGAUGCAGUUGGCAAAUGCAGAAGUGCUGGAAUUAAGGUUAUCAUGGUUACUGGUGACCACCCCAUCACUGCCAAGGCCAUUGCCAAGGGAGUGGGUAUCAUCUCUGAGGGCAACGAGACCGUGGAAGACAUUGCAGCCAGACUGAACAUUCCAGUGAACCAGGUGAACCCCAGGGAUGCGAAGGCGUGUGUAAUCCAUGGCACAGACCUGAAGGACAUGAACGCAGAUCAGAUCGAUGACAUCCUCCGAUACCACACAGAAAUAGUGUUUGCCAGAACUUCCCCGCAGCAGAAGCUCAUCAUUGUGGAGGGUUGUCAGCGACAGGGAGCCAUUGUGGCUGUGACUGGAGAUGGUGUGAACGACUCCCCAGCUCUGAAGAAGGCUGACAUUGGCAUUGCUAUGGGUAUUGCAGGUUCUGAUGUCUCCAAACAGGCUGCAGACAUGAUUCUGCUGGACGAUAACUUUGCCUCCAUUGUGACUGGUGUGGAGGAAGGACGUCUGAUUUUUGACAACCUGAAGAAAUCCAUUGCCUACACCCUGACCAGUAAUAUCCCAGAGAUCACACCUUUCCUCAUCUUCGUCAUGGCUGACAUCCCUCUGCCCUUGGGCACCGUCACCAUUCUCUGCAUUGAUCUGGGCACUGACAUGGUCCCCGCCAUCUCCCUGGCUUAUGAACAAGCAGAAAGCGACAUCAUGAAACGCCAGCCCAGAAACCCCAAAAAGGACAAACUGGUGAAUGAGCGUCUGAUCAGUAUGGCGUACGGACAGAUAGGUAUGAUUCAGGCCCUCGGUGGGUUCUUCUCCUACUUCGUCAUCUUGGCGGAGAAUGGCUUCCUGCCGUCGACUCUGCUCGGCAUCAGAAUGUCCUGGGACGACCGCUAUACGAAUGACGUAGAGGACAGCUACGGGCAGCAGUGGACCUAUGAACAGAGGAAGAUCGUGGAGUUCACCUGUCACACCGCCUUCUUCGUCAGUAUUGUGGUUGUGCAGUGGGCCGACUUGAUCAUCUGUAAGACCAGGAGGAACUCCGUGUUCCAGCAAGGCAUGAAGAAUAAGAUCCUGAUCUUUGGGCUCUUUGAGGAGACUGCACUGGCUGCCUUCCUGUCAUACUGCCCGGGCAUGGACGUGGCACUCCGCAUGUACCCGCUCAAGCCCACAUGGUGGUUCUGUGCCUUCCCAUACUCGCUGCUUAUCUUCAUAUACGAUGAAAUCCGUAAACUGAUCAUCAGACGCAGCCCUGGUGGCUGGGUGGAGAAGGAAACCUAUUAUUAAGUGUGUGCGGUUUGUCCUGACAUUUCACAUAUUGCCCCCUCCCCACCUCCGCAACCUGCCUGCAGACCCUUGUUCCCUGCGUGCCCCUGUCCAGCCUGUCUCCCGUGGAAGAAGAUGCAUUUUGGCGAGAGGCGCAGAGUCGCCUGUGUGCGUCCUGUCCCGAGUUCUCAUUGUGCCUUCUCUGGUUUAGUUUUUGUAAGGGAGCACGUCCACAGAGAGGUUUUAUAUAUAUAUCUGCAUUUUUACAAAUAAAGGUGGGUUCCGAGGUC